AUGGAGGUUGAACUGGAGACUAUUGAUAAAGAUGGAUAUUUUGGGGGAUCUUUAUUGGAGUCAAAUACCCAUGUGGUAAUUCCCAUCCUUGAAGCCGGCCUUGCAGAACUUAAAAAUGUUUGGCCCGACAAUUAUGCCGGUGAACUUCAUAGAGCUGAGAAUUAUGCGAGAGAGAAGAAACUGAAAAUUUGGGAGAAUUAA
Messenger RNA from Prunus armeniaca (apricot), 201 nucleotides. Lineage: Eukaryota; Viridiplantae; Streptophyta; Magnoliopsida; Rosales; Rosaceae. The record is from the annotation of a GenBank genome assembly.